Trypanosoma cruzi is the source of this 1038-nucleotide messenger RNA. RefSeq lists its product as uncharacterized. The transcript has a single exon. The record is from RefSeq and is a predicted model, not a curated record. Bases 1 to 1038 code for a protein of 345 amino acids. NCBI's taxonomy places the organism in Eukaryota, Euglenozoa, Kinetoplastea, Trypanosomatida, Trypanosomatidae.
AUGCAAACCGGCAUGGAAGUGCAGGACCCAACGGAGAGUGUCCCGCUCAGUUACGCCCUUCUGGAGCUGCCGCCGAAGAAGGAGCUGCGCAAGAAGGGCUACCGCAUAGAGGAAAUCAACACCACCUCCACACGUGACCACCCACUCUCCAAAUGGACGACACACACAUUAAAGAGGGGUGCCACAUACCGUGACGCUCUUGACGUCAUUGAGGAGGCGAACAAAAAGUCGUGGGGACUGCUGAAAGCUCGCAUUCAUUUCUCUUGUGGCUCUUUUGAGACUUACGCGCGCCUCAAGCCAAAUGAUCCUGUGUCACUGAAGCACACCGGUACAUAUGACCCCAACGGCGUGUACAAGGUCAGCACCAUUGAGGCGUCUGUGGCAGGUCGUGCCCGCUUAUUUCCGCUUUUGAAGCCCCUUGUCGAUGAGCGCGGGCACCACACCUGCUCGAAGAAACUUCCACGCACUUUUGCGCCACAUUUAUUGUACAAGGAAUGCCCGCCACCGGUACUGACGCAGGCUGGUUAUGACUUUACACCGGUGAGCCAUAACGCCUUUUUGCUGCGUCCUAGUGAUCAUCCGCAAGGAGUGCGGAAUGUGAAGAGUGAUUUUAUGAAGGAGAGUUGCGACUACCUGCCGCGGUCGUACCUCCGUGAAAAGGUUGGCAUCUGUGCGAACAGUCGACAUCGCCAUUGCGCUGAGGUGUACCAGGUUGGGGACUACACGGCGGAUUAUGCCCGCGCUACUGACGUGGUGAAUCAACGAAACCGCGUCGUUAAGAAGGAUUUUACAACGACAGGCGCGCUGAAGUCAAACAGCACCAUCGUGGGACGGCGGUACGCAAAAGCAGCGACGCUUCCUUGUGCUCACCAAACCGGCGUCAAGGAGGGGGUUACCGCCGCUACUACCACUGCUGCCAACAACGCCGUGGAUAAAGAUCCCAAUGAUGCCACGGCACCCCAAGAUAAGGAUUUGAAGCAGUCAAAAGAAAAGCCUGCCGUGUGUUUUGAAGAAGAGCAGGGUAACAAAGUGGCGUAG